This is a messenger RNA of Hirundo rustica (Barn swallow), 1213 nucleotides long. RefSeq names its product small integral membrane protein 19 (gene SMIM19). The coding region runs from base 9 to 371 and encodes 120 amino acids. The record is from RefSeq and is a predicted model, not a curated record. NCBI's taxonomy places the organism in Eukaryota, Metazoa, Chordata, Aves, Passeriformes, Hirundinidae. The transcript is spliced from 3 exons.
CGCUCCCCAUGGCGGCGGCGGGGGCUGGCGGCGCGGGCGGCGGCGGCGCCUCGGCGGCGCUGGGCGACGGCGGCGCCAUCGACUACUCGGUGCACGAGGCGUGGAACGAGGCCACCAACGUGUACCUGCUGGUGGUGCUGGCCAGCCUCGCCCUCCUCGUCUACGCGCGGCGGAACAAGAGGAGGAUCAUGCGCAUCUUCACGCUGCCCCCGGCCGCCGAGACGCCGCCCGAGCCCAACUUCUACGACAGCAUGAAGAAAAUCCGCCUGCGGCAGCAGCUGGAGAUGUACUCCAUCGCAAGGAAGUAUGAACAGCAGCAGCAGCAGCAGCCACCAAAACAGGCUGAAAGCGUGCAGCUCUCAGUGGAAUGAAGCCCACAGUUCUGUAGGAACUCAGGACAUAUAUCCAGUGCUGAUUUUAAGAGUCAGUGUGGAGCUACUUUCAAUGUUUUUUUAUUGAUACAUACCUGAAGGCAAGGGGGAAAAGUAAGGGAACUGUCCCUAAAACUUUGUUCCUAGUAGCUUUUCUCUGAGCCCUUGUGAGGUAAAGUGGGUGCCCACUGGAACAUUCAGCAUGAAAGUACCCAGCACAGGGCAGCCCUGCUCAGAGGAACCUGAGGGUAGGGGAGUGCAGUCUUAGCAGUGUCUGAAAUCGUUUCUCUCUCUGCUGGCACCUUGGAAAUCAGCUCCUAACUUCUCUGGCAACAGCACCCUAGAGAAAGCAAGGCAGUACCUAUCUGCCUGGAAACCCUUGUGUUCCUUGAUCGUGAAUUGUUGAAUUUGCUGAAUACAGUCAGUAAGUGUGAAUGAAGGCACUGUGGCCCUACUGCCUGGUGAAGGUGAACAGCUUUGAGAGCCCAGUGUCGCUGGUGGUAGUGCAAAAAAGUUCUGUUCUCUGUUUAUUUGGGAGUUACUUAUGCAAUACUGUGAACCUUUCCUGGAGAAACUUUGAGAAGGACACAGUGAACUACACAUCUAGAAGACACUUAAAGCCACUACUUUAAUGUUAAUAGCAAAGGUGGUUAGCUUAAUUUAGUCGAAUUGCUGUAAAGAGUGGGUCUGUAUGUAAAAAUCUGUAUAAGCAGGUCACAGCUUAUCCAGAAGAGACUUCACACUGCAGUUAUUUUUUCUUUCUAGGUGAAUCUCAAAAUCAGUCAAUUGAAAGGAUUCUGCAGAAAUUAUUUUUUAAUAAAAGCAACUAAUCAUGAAAACUA